AUGACCUUAUCCGACCAAUGGGGAUGGCACGAGCGGAUGGGUUGGAAAGAGGAUCGGACAGCUCUGGCUGAUCUUGGAGAGCUCGCAGAGCAAAGGUAUCGAUUAGGGUUCGAGAACACCCAAGAGGGCAAGACGCAAUAUUUUGAACGACUGCGAACGUUCGCAGCACAUCUUCCGAGCGACAAGUCUCCACAUCUGAGUGCUUCCAUCGAGGCGCAUCUCCCACCGUUCAUGAAGCCGACCUAUCUCUCUCCUGCCGAUUCGUCAUUCCGUCCUCCGGCCAUGAUUUCAUACAAGAAAAUCCAUCAGACAGACAAGAAGGACAACCAUCAAAAAGCCACGGAAGAAUGGAUUGGAAUGAAUGAGGUUGAUGGCUGGAAGCUCAACUUUCUAGACGACGAUCGAGCUUCAGCCUGGGUCGAGGAACAAUUCCGAGACAGUGAUGUCUCCUGGGCUUGGCAGUACAUGCACCGAGGGGUACUGAGGGCGGACUUCCUCAGAUACCUCCUCCCAUUGCUUGAAGGAGGAGUCUACUCUGACGUCGAUACCACUCCGUUGAGACCGAUCGAGCAAUGGGGCCGUGUCAACGUGGAAAAUCUCGAUAUUUCCAACACGGACGGACCGGAUUGGGAGGCCUCCAUAUCAACAUUCCCUUCUGUUGUCGUCGCUGUGGAUGUCGACGUUCACAAACACCCGACUUGGAUGGAUGGCUGGCCAAGACCGUUAGGCAUCUGUCAGUGGACACUGUCCUCAGCUCCGUAUCAUCCAAUAUUCAUCGAUGCCGCAAGACGAGUGGUCAAUGCUACUCGCGUGAUCGAGUCAUGGGAGACGUGGAGAUCUCACGAAAUCUCCCGUUUGGAAUCUACACAGACACCAGAUGACUGGCAAGAGAGGGUUUCAAAACUACGAGACAUGGGCUGUAGCAACGUCAUGUCUGUCAUGGAAUGGACGGGACCAGGUCUUUUUUCAGAUUCGGUCUUGAGCUACCUGCUUGCCCGAUACGAUGUCAGCUGGCACAGACUCCGCGGACUCAAUCAUCCGCUGCGGAUAGGCGACGUCAUGAUCCUACCCAUAACCGCCUUUUCGCCAGGAGGUCAACCUGAUUUUGGCGCAGAGGGAACAGAUUCAGUCCAGGCUAAUGUGGUGCACAACUUCCGCGGAAGUUGGAAAGGAGAUGGAGCCUGA
This is a messenger RNA of Kockovaella imperatae, 1185 nucleotides long. RefSeq lists its product as hypothetical. Lineage: Eukaryota; Fungi; Basidiomycota; Tremellomycetes; Tremellales; Cuniculitremaceae. The transcript has 5 exons. Gene Ontology annotation, molecular function: alpha-1,6-mannosyltransferase activity. Bases 1 to 1185 code for a protein of 394 amino acids. The record is from RefSeq and is a predicted model, not a curated record. Gene Ontology annotation, biological process: protein N-linked glycosylation. Gene Ontology annotation, cellular component: mannan polymerase complex.